Molecule: messenger RNA, 2723 nt
Organism: Mus pahari (shrew mouse)
Lineage: Eukaryota; Metazoa; Chordata; Mammalia; Rodentia; Muridae
Gene: Efhc1
Product: EF-hand domain containing 1
Exons: 11
Coding region: 703-2670 (655 amino acids)
Biological process (GO): mitotic cytokinesis; mitotic spindle organization; cilium-dependent cell motility
Cellular component (GO): mitotic spindle; axoneme
Molecular function (GO): alpha-tubulin binding; calcium ion binding
Source: RefSeq, a predicted model, not a curated record
UCAAAUGAAGAAAGCAUGGUCUCCUGCACUGUUCUACUAGAUGGGGUUCUUGUUCAUUCAUGGUCAAGAUGAACGCCUGUGGUAGCCAAGUGACCCAAGGUUCUGAUUGUCUAGGUCAAGUUCAUGCCAAGGAAUGUUAGCAAACUGAACUGGUUUGAACUUAGCAAAGGCUGGUUAGGGUGUGUAUGUGUAACUGCUCAAGUGAGGCUCUAUUUAAAAUGGGAACCUGAAAGUGUUAGAAAUUCUGUUGUUAUGGAUUCAAAGACUGUAUUCUUGUAAAAGUUGGUAGGAAGCAAGAGAGGAAAGGGAGGAGGAAGGUGUUCUUGUGGUGGUGUCUGUGAACAAAGAUUUUAUUAUUAUUAUUAUUAUUAUUAUGAGAUCAGAUCUCACUGUAUAACCCAGGCUGUCCUGGAAAUCCUUAUGUAGACCAUGCUAACCUUGAACUCUAGAACUCUAUAGAAAUCAAGCUGUCUCUGCCUCCCACGUGGCAGGGCUAAAGGCGUGGCAUUCUGAGUCUUGUGGACAGAGACCUGUGGUGUUCAAUGGUCCUUCAGCCCGGGUGAAACUGAACUCUGUCCCUCACAGGUCCGUGACACCCAUGAGAAAUGAGAGAUACUGGCAUUUGGUUUCUAGUUUAAUUAUACAACUAUUGCUAACUAUCGACUUGGGAACUGAUGAGAAAGAAAAAAGAAAGUGAUUUCUAUGGAGUUGGGACUUGAACCCGAGACCUGCAACAUGUUAACAAAGAGUUCUCCCAUUGAUGUGCAACCCAGACCAAGCAACAGUAAAACAGCAUUCCACCGAAGUCAGACACUCAACUACAGGAACGGCUAUGCAGUUGUCCGACGUCCCACCAUGGGGAUAGGUGGAGACCGGCUUCACUACAACCAGCUGUCUCAGGCUGAGCUGGAUGAACUGGCCAAUAAGGCACCCAUCUUAACUUACGGGCCACUCAAGCAAGCCCCGCCUGCAGAGUUUGUUCCUGCGCACGUGGCUUUUGACAAAAAGGUGCUGAAAUUUAGUGCCUACUUCCAGGAAGAUGUUCCCAUAUCCAUGGAGGAGCAUUACCGAAUCCGCCAGGUGAACAUUUACUACUAUCUAGAAGAUGAUAGCAUGUCCAUCAUCGAGCCCGUAGUGGAGAACUCUGGGAUCCCACAAGGCAAGCUAAUCAAACGCCAGCGGUUCACCAAGAAUGAUGUGGGAGACCACUACCACUGGAAGGACCUCAACCGUGGAAUCAACCUUACAGUGUACGGCAAAACCUUCCGCAUUGUUGACUGUGACCGAUUCACUCAGGACUUUUUGGAAAGCCAAGGCAUUGAAUUAAAUCCAUCAGAGAAGAUACCCCUGGAUCCUUACACUCAACUCCGGAAAGAGCCUGUUCGCAAAUAUGUCACUCCGUCAGACUUUGACCAACUGAAGCAGUUUCUCACCUUUGACAAACAGGUCCUUCGAUUCUAUGCGAUCUGGGACGACACGGAUAGCUUGUUCGGGGAAUGUCGUCACUACAUCAUUCAUUACUACCUCAUGGAUGACACAGUGGAGAUCCGAGAGGUCCACGAACGGAACAACGGGAGAGACCCCUUUCCACUCCUCAUGAACCGACAGCGUAUGCCUAAAGUUUUGGUGGAGAAUGCAAGGAAUUUCCCGAAGUGUGUGCUGGAAAUCUCAGACCAAGAGGUGCUGGAGUGGUACACUGCCAAGGACUUCAUUGUGGGGAAGCCGCUAACCAUCCUAGGGAGGACCUUCUUCAUCUACGACUGUGACCCGUUCACACGACAGUUCUACAAAGACAAGUUUGGAAUGCCCGACUUACCACCAGUUGAUGUGACCAAGAAGGAGCCACCUCCAGUAAAACAGGAGUUGCCUCCUUAUAAUGGCUAUGGACUAAUUGAAGACUCUGCUCAGAAUUGUUUUGCUCUCAUUCCCAAAGCUCCCAGAAAAGAUGUCGUUAAAAUGCUGAUGAAUGACAACAAGGUGCUCCGCUACCUGGCCGCUCUGGAAUCCCCUGUCCCAGAAGACAAAGACCGUCGCUUUGUCGUCUCUUAUUUCCUUGCCACGGAUAUGAUCAGCAUCUUUGAGCCACCUGUUCGAAAUUCUGGUAUCAUUGGGGGCAAAUUCCUGGGCAGGACUAAAGUGGUUAAAUCAUUCUCUCCAGUUGACAACCCCAUCUACUACUCGCCAAGUGACUUCUUCAUCGGUGCCGUGAUUGAGGUGUUUGGCCAUCGGUUCGUCAUCCUCGAUACGGAUGAGUAUGUUUUAAAAUACAUGGAGAGCAAUGCUUCCCAGUAUUCACCAGAAGCCCUGGCCUCAAUUCAGAACCGGAUCCAGAAGCAGGAUCUUCCCGCACCAGAACUGGAAAGCAAGCAAGCUACAGGAGAACCCAUGGUGCAGGGUACAGAGGAACCCAAGGUGCAGGACUUGGAUGCACUGAUUGACCAAAUCCAUAUGCACCUGAAAGACAAUCCAUGCAAAGAAAACCUCCGUGAAACAUUUCAAAUAUAUGACAAGGAUGAAUCGGGAUAUGUGGACAGAGAGACAUUCUUUAAAAUCUGUGAAACUCUUAAUGUCCCGGUCGAUGACUCGUUGAUUAAGGAGUUGAUCAGGCUGUGCACCCACGGAGAAGGCAGGAUUAACUACUAUAACUUUGUUCGCGCUUUCUCAAACUGACCUGAGAGAAUUUUUGGCACUGAGCCGACAUUGAGAAAUCUACCACCCAAGCC